GCAGCUGAGCUUGAAUCUUUUUGCAAAAUAAGCCCUUUUCCCCAAGGGACUACAUUUCCCAGAAUGCGACGAGUGAAGUGGCAGCACCGCUGUGGGAAGGGACUACAUUUCCCAGAAAGCCCAGAGUGAAGUGGCAGCAUCGCUGUGGAAAGGGACUACACGUCCCAGAAUGCCCAGCGUGGAGUGGCAGCAUCACCAUCCAAUAAGAACGUAGGGAAGAGGGGCUCCUGCGGAUGACGCAUUACGAGAGGGCGGUACUUCCGGCGCCUCGCUAGGCGGCCACGUUAGUUGCUCUGGGAUUUGUAGGACUUUCCCGAGCGCUCAGUCCGGGUCCGAAGGUGGCGGGAGCCGUUCUCCCCGCCGCACAGUCGCGGGUGUGAGGUUCGGCGACCCCGCGAGGGACCCGCUUCAGGGCGGGAGGGAGCCGCCUCCUCGCCCGCCGCCCCGCCCGCUCCGCCCGCAGGUUCCAAUGGCGGCGGCCGCGCCCGGGCGCCCGGCUGAGGGCAGGGUGACCUUUGAGGACGUGGCCCUGUACUUCUCCUCAGAGGAAUGGGAGCUCCUGGAUGAGGCUCAGAGACGCCUGUACCACGAUGUGAUGCUGGAGAACUUGACACUGAUAACCUCCCUGGGUUGUUGGCAUGGAGCCCAGAAUGAGGAGGCCCCGUCUGAGCUCAGCAGUUCUUUACAAGGAGUGUCAGAGGUCAGGACUCCCAAGGCAGGUGUGUCUCCCCUGAAGGCCCAUCCUUGUGAGCUGUGUGGUGUGGACGUGGGAGACAUUUUGCACUUCACUGGGCACCCGGGAACACAUCAUGGGAAGAAACUAUACAAGAUGGGGGCAUGUGAGAAACAGUUGGAUGUUAGCACAGAACUUGAGCAUCAGAAGCAGCACAUAGGAGAGAUGUGUUUCAGAGACCACAUGGACAGAGCCUCAUUUAUAAAGGACUGCAAAUUCUGUGUGUCAGGGAAGCCCGGUUCCUGUGAAGAGGUUUUGACGGACUUCCUGGCCAGCUCAGGAUUUCUCCAGCAUCAGGCAACACACACCAGGGAGAAGUCAAACAGGGAAACUGAGUGUGCCAUAGACUCUCACAAGGGAAACACUCUGUCUGACUCAGAAUACAUGAAAGAUUUUAAUUGCAAAUGCAUGCUUGUUCAAGACCAGAGAGUCCUCACCCGGGAAAGAUGCCACGUGAGCAAUGAAUGUGGAAAAUCUUAUGGCAAAAGCUAUAGUCUCGUUGACCAUUGGAGAACUCACACUGGGGAAAAGCCUUAUGAGUGUGGGGAAUGUGGGAAGUCCUUUAGGCAAAGCUCUAGCCUCAUUCAACACCGGAGAGUUCACCCUGGAGUGCGGCCUCACAAUUGUGAGUUAUGUGGAAAAUUGUUUAGCAAAAAGUCCAACCUCAUUAAACAUCGAAGAAUCCACACUGGAGAAAAGCCUUAUGAGUGUGGGGAAUGUGGGAAGUCCUUUAGCCAAAGCUCUGCACUCCUUCAACACCAGAGUGUUCACACAGGAGAGAGGCCUUAUCUGUGCAAUGAAUGUGGGAAGUUCUUUACCUACCACUCCAAUCUCAUAAAACACCAGAAAGUUCACUCUGGAUCCAGACCUUACUCCUGCAGCGAAUGUGGGAAAUGUUUUAGCCAAAGCUCUGUGCUUCUUGAGCAUCAGAGAAUUCACACUGGAGAAAGGCCUUAUGAGUGCAGUGAAUGUGGGAAAUUCUUCACUCACAAAUCUAGUUUCUUAAAACACCAGAGAGUUCACACCGGGGAAAGGCCGUAUGAGUGCAGUGAAUGUGGGAAAUUCUUUACUUGCAGCUCUAGUCUCAUCAAACACAUAAGAAUUCACACUGGAGAAAGGCCUUAUGAGUGUAGCCAAUGUGGGAAAUCUUUUAAACAAAGCUUUGUACUUACUCAGCAUCGGAGAAUUCACACUGGAGAAAGGCCUUACGAGUGCAGUGAAUGUGGGAAAUUCUUUACUUACAGCAUUAGUCUCUUAAAACACCAGAUUUCACACCAGAGAAAGGCCUUAUGAGUGUAGUGAAUGUGAGAAAUCUUUGAGGCAUUGUUUAAGCCUCAUUAAACAUCAAAGAUUUUCCCUAGCUGCUU
Molecule: messenger RNA, 2100 nt
Organism: Eptesicus fuscus (big brown bat)
Lineage: Eukaryota; Metazoa; Chordata; Mammalia; Chiroptera; Vespertilionidae
Product: zinc finger protein 154-like
Exons: 3
Coding region: 470-2026 (518 amino acids)
Biological process (GO): regulation of DNA-templated transcription
Source: RefSeq, a predicted model, not a curated record